Messenger RNA from Angiostrongylus costaricensis, 750 nucleotides. Lineage: Eukaryota; Metazoa; Nematoda; Chromadorea; Rhabditida; Metastrongylidae. The record is from the annotation of a GenBank genome assembly.
AUGGUGUUUGCAUUACAAUUAUACUCAUAUAAAAGAGUUCCAGUAUGUGAAACUCUGCCACCACGUGGUAUCGGUCUGAUUCGUUUACCAUUCGGAACAUCUGAUCAUCGUUCAGGACCAUAUUUACCAAAUCUCUAUAUGGCAGGGAAUAAACUCUAUCACAGGACGCAGACGAUUCCGGAUGUAUCCUUACCCGGUCAGGAGAAGGACUUCUCCGGACACGCACAGCUCAAUCCAUUCACGCAUAUGGCUGGCGUGGCUGCAGAUUUAGAUUUUGGGGACUCUUGGGGUGCUGGUUACGGUAUCCAAGGAGUGAACUUUCUCGGAUUGAAUUUACGCAAGAACUACCGACAGUACGCCGAGAUGCCAGAACUGUACACCGACGGAAUGCAUCAACCGUUUCAGAAUUCGUUCAUUGUUGGCGCCGAAUUCGAUUUUUCGAAAUAUGUAAGUCAUGCUGUAGCCUUAGACGUACCACUUCCUGGAUUGAAUGAGAUGUUUGAUUUCCAAGAGGAGAUGCUAACGAAACGCGAUGAGGAACUCACAGAUAUUCAUCAUACGCGAUUCUCACUACCUAUACCGAGCACGAAUCAACGACUACCCUUUAAGGCUCAUCUAUUCGAACGAUUCAACGAUAUUAACGUGAAUUUCGCACAUGUUCUUCCGAAUGUAAACCUUCACAACGUCGACACUGACGACGUCGUUGACGAAAUAGUGACGAAUCAUGCUAAUCCUACACUUGUUGGAUGA